Olea europaea var. sylvestris is the source of this 1236-nucleotide messenger RNA. Its product is annotated as ferritin-1, chloroplastic-like. The transcript is spliced from 6 exons. Gene Ontology annotation, molecular function: ferric iron binding; ferrous iron binding. The record is from RefSeq and is a predicted model, not a curated record. Gene Ontology annotation, cellular component: cytoplasm. Lineage: Eukaryota; Viridiplantae; Streptophyta; Magnoliopsida; Lamiales; Oleaceae. The coding region runs from base 75 to 884 and encodes 269 amino acids. Gene Ontology annotation, biological process: intracellular iron ion homeostasis; iron ion transport.
UCUGCACCUCAAGAUUUCCAUACCAAAUUACUGAAUCAAAUUUUUUAAUCCAACCUUGAGCCCUUUUUGAGAAAAUGUUUCUUGAAGCAACUUCAGCUAUUUCUCUGCAGGGUUCUAAUCUUGGGCUCCUGCUAAAUUCAGCUAGUGCCAAUUCCUUUUCAACUCCAUCAUCUUGUAACUUGAGUUUAUUGUCCCGUUCUUCCUCUUUUUCAAGUCUUGCUUUGUCAAGAAAGCGCGAUAAUGGAUUCACGGGUUAUGCCUUGUCUGAAACAAAUAGUAUGCCUCUUACUGGUGUGGUGUUUCAGCCAUUUGAAGAGGUUAAGAAAGAUGAUUAUAUUGUCCCAAUAGUUCCCCAAGUUUCACUCGCUCGCCAGAGGUUCUCAGAAGAGUCUGAGGCUGCAAUUAAUGAGCAGAUCAACGUGGAGUACAAUGUGUCUUAUGUAUACCACUCCAUGUAUGCAUACUUUGAUAGGGACAAUAUUGCUUUGAAAGGCCUUGCCAAAUUUUUCAAGGAUUCAAGUGAAGAAGAAAGAGACCACGCUCAAAAGCUAAUGGAAUAUCAGAAUAUCCGAGGAGGGAGAGUGAAGUUGCAUUCUAUACUAAAUCCCCCUGCAGAGUUUGAACAUGUAGAGAAGGGUGAUGCGUUGUAUGCAAUGGAACUAGCGUUGUCCUUGGAGAAGUUAACAAAUGAGAAACUUCUGAACCUUCACAGUGUUGCUGAUAGUAACAAUGAUCCCCAGAUGACAUAUUUCAUAGAGACUGAAUUUUUGCAGGAGCAGGUAAACUUUAUGCUUCUUUUCUAUCUUGAUUUUGUUUACAAUUUGCACAACCUCCAUGUAUUUGUUGCACAUGGUAAUAGAUGCGUAGCUAUGAAACCAAAAUGAUAUUCCGUAAGAUAUAAAGUGCAAUUAACUUAAUCAAUGUUCGAUGAAGUUCAAUGUACAAAAAGCUAAGGAACAAGUAUUUUUGAUAAGAAAUACUUGGAUUUGAAGUAAUCAAAAACAAAUCAAAAUCUUAUUCUCAAUAUGUUUGGGAUUUAUUAACUGAAUCUUUUUUCGUGUCAUUGCUACGUCUAUUGAAAGCCAUAAAUGAGCAAGAUUGUUAACAACCAUAAUGGGCUAUGUUAAUUUUCAUCAUGUUCAAGUGAAAUCACUUUUAUGAACAAGAGCGUCUUUAUAUCUACACAAAACAUGUCCUAACCAUGCAAAUUCAGCCGCACAAGUCACGUGCAAUGGU